Magallana angulata is the source of this 1229-nucleotide messenger RNA. Its product is annotated as phospholipid scramblase 1-like. The coding region runs from base 176 to 877 and encodes 233 amino acids. The transcript is spliced from 7 exons. Gene Ontology annotation, biological process: plasma membrane phospholipid scrambling. Gene Ontology annotation, cellular component: plasma membrane. NCBI's taxonomy places the organism in Eukaryota, Metazoa, Mollusca, Bivalvia, Ostreida, Ostreidae. The record is from RefSeq and is a predicted model, not a curated record. Gene Ontology annotation, molecular function: phospholipid scramblase activity.
UUCAUCGGGUUCGUUAUUUUGUAUAUUUCGCUCUAUUUUCGUUUUUACUUUUUCCAAUGUUAUGUUUUGCGUUGUUAUCGUUUUUACCUGUGUACGGUUUGUAACAAACAAGAUAUUGUAUGAGGAGCUGUGAGUAUGACUUAGUUUUAUCGAAUAUUCAUGACUGUAAAUCCUAAUGGAGAAGAUUCCAAUCACAUCGCAGCCAGGAAGCGAAGCACUUCCAUCAGGAUUAAAAGACCUAGAAUCACUUGAGGAAAUCACCGUCCAUCAACACUUGGAGGCUGGGGACAUGUGUUUCCAAAGACCAAGUCGAUACAGUGUGUAUGGGAAAGAAGAUGAUUCUAUUCUAUAUGCCCAAGAAGUUUCAGAAUGUUAUGCACGGCAGUGUUUAGGAGCAAUGAGAGCCUUUGUUCUGAAGUUCAGCAAUCAGGAGGGUCAGGACCUUAUUCGGCUGCGGCGUCCCCUGCGAUGUCCUUGCGGUGUUUGCUGGUGGUGGUGCUGCUGUGUGCAGGAACUCAGUAUAGAGAGUCCGCCCGGGCAGGAGAUCGGGGUCAUCAUGGAGGAACGUUGCUGUUGCCCUGUGUACAAAAUCAUAGAUGAAAACGAAUCUGUGGUCUUCAAAAUUGGGUUCUCCUGCUGUUUGUGCAAGCUUUGCUCGGAUGUUGUCAUUCCUAUCUAUGAUGGGAGAGGGGAACAACUGCUGGCAGAAAUCAAGAAAUCCUCAGCCGGUGACUGGGGUGAUUACUGUGGAUCUCGCAAUGAUUUUAUCAUAUCAUAUCUUCAGCCGCUGAGGGUACAAGACAAAAUUCUUCUCCUGGGUGCCUCGUUUUUAAUCGACUUCAACUUCUUUGAAAAACAGCAGCGUUCUUGCUGCUAGCUCUACUUGGCAUUUUGUGUCUGUAUUUCAUGUUAUUAAGCUCUAAGGUAAUCUUUUAUUUCAAAAAGAGAAGGUCCUCUUGUUUUAAUUAAAAUACAAUUAAUUUUCAGUUUAGUUUUAUCGGACAAGAUCAAGGUCCUAGUCUUGUUAUUAUAUAUGGUUUUUUUCACAUAUGAUUAAAAAAGAAGUCAUCAUAUUAUAUAUUUAUAUAUUUUGUUUAUAAAUUUUCUAUAUAUUGAUUUUAUACUGAUUUGAUAUUCACAUGUAUUUUUCUGUUACUUAUUAUUAUACACCUUCUAUGUUUUCAAUAUAGUUGAUUAAUUUUACUUUUAUUAAAGAAAUAUUCGGAUAC